This is a messenger RNA of Racocetra persica, 216 nucleotides long. Lineage: Eukaryota; Fungi; Glomeromycota; Glomeromycetes; Diversisporales; Gigasporaceae. The record is from the annotation of a GenBank genome assembly.
CAAAAACAACAAAAAAAUUCUAAUGGUAGUGGUUAUAGACAGGUACUUUUUGCUUGUGAAAAACAGAGGAGUUAUAAUGGAAAAAAAGAACAUAGUCACGAAAUUUAUCUGGAUGCUAGAAAGUUUAGUAGUAAUAUGCGCAAAUUUGAUCAGGAUAAACUAGACACAAUUGAGAAGCUUCAUGAUACUGGACUUCGAACAAAGGAUAUAUAUGUU